This is a messenger RNA of Synchytrium microbalum, 732 nucleotides long. RefSeq lists its product as uncharacterized. Gene Ontology annotation, biological process: sterol biosynthetic process. The coding region runs from base 1 to 732 and encodes 243 amino acids. Gene Ontology annotation, cellular component: endoplasmic reticulum. The record is from RefSeq and is a predicted model, not a curated record. The transcript is spliced from 2 exons. Lineage: Eukaryota; Fungi; Chytridiomycota; Chytridiomycetes; Synchytriales; Synchytriaceae.
AUGGGUUUAACCUCGACCACAUCACCAACAACAAAAACCCUCAAUAAUACCAACGAUGCCUCAUCACUACCCAUAAUAUUUAUUCUACUAGGAGAGAUCUUUUCAAGGCACCCAACCAAAUUUGCCGCGACACAGUUCUGCUUAUUCUCGCUGGGAUUUGCAUUCAGUGUCGUUGUCGACCAUCUACAAAAGGAACACGAUGUCACCCGCUACCCUGCAGACUCGACGCUGCUAUUAUCUACUGCUAGCUGGAUACCGUUUACGUGUGGGAUUGCUGCUUGUGGUGUCGGGACGCUGUAUCCGUGGAUGGACGUCUGGUGUACUGGCAAACCGCACGUGGUCAAGCAGGAAUGGAGUAGUGUGCUGCGAUGCUGUGGUGGAUUCAUCGGUGUGAACUAUGCUGCAUCGAAACUACCAUGGACAUCAUCAGCCCAAGUCAGCAUCACACUAGCACUUCUAGCUCUAGGCCUCUGGUUUAUAUUCGAUCGAACGCUCCACGGCUUCUUCUUCUCUCUAGUUAUAUCCGUAGUAGGUACCAUCAUAGUACAGCUAUUCGUCGCCCACGGAGUCUACUCUUAUACCCGAGCAGACUUCUUUGGAGUUCGUUCGUGGUUUCCCUGCGUAUUGUACGCCUCGUGUAUAUGCUUUGGGAGCAUCGGUCGGCAACUGUCUGUGGUGCCGGAUAUACAGUAUCUGAUAAAGAAGCUAGGGGCGGGAUCUAAAUUGGAAUGA